Messenger RNA from Drosophila suzukii, 1693 nucleotides. RefSeq names its product Tryptophanyl-tRNA synthetase (gene TrpRS). Gene Ontology annotation, molecular function: tryptophan-tRNA ligase activity; ATP binding. NCBI's taxonomy places the organism in Eukaryota, Metazoa, Arthropoda, Insecta, Diptera, Drosophilidae. The record is from RefSeq and is a predicted model, not a curated record. Gene Ontology annotation, cellular component: cytoplasm. Gene Ontology annotation, biological process: tryptophanyl-tRNA aminoacylation.
CUAUCGAUAAGCCACCAAUAAGCGCCUCGUUUCACAUGUGAAGGGCCCAAUUUCACUGGCCAGUAUUAAAUUAUCUGUUAAAUCCUAUUAAAUCAGACUGACCAAAUGGCGGACACCAAGGAGACGAUUGUGGAGGGCGUGGAGGCACUGACGCUGAACGGAAAACCGGACGCGGAGCCCGUGGAAACGGGCACGGAUGCCCAGGCGCAGGAGGGAGCCACUGCACCCGCCGAAGACGACGUCGUGGAUCCAUGGAAUGUGGCCAGCACAAAUGACGCGGGCGUCGACUACGAUAAGCUCAUAAAACGUUUUGGCUCCAGCAAAAUCGAUGAGGAGCUUAUCGCACGCUUCGAGAAAAUCACGGGGAAGCCGGCCCACCACUUCAUCAAACGCGGCAUGUUCUUCUCCCAUCGGGAUCUGCAUACGAUUCUCACUCUGCGGGAACAGGGCAAGCCUUUCUACUUGUACACUGGACGGGGUCCUAGCUCCGGAUCCCUGCACGUGGGUCACCUAGUGCCCUUCAUCAUGACCAAGUGGCUGCAGGAGACCUUCGAUGUGCCGCUGGUCAUCCAGCUGACCGAUGACGAGAAGACCCUAUGGAAAGACCUGAAAGUGGAGGAUGCCAUUAAGCUGGCGCGAGAGAAUGCCAAGGAUAUUGUGGCCAUGGGAUUCGAUGUCAAUAAGACGUUCAUUUUCAACAACCUGGAAUUCGUAGGAAAGUGUCCUGCCAUGUACCAGAACAUCAUUCGCAUCCAGAAGUGCGUUACUUUCAACCAAGUGAAGGGCAUCUUUGGAUUUGGUGAUUCAGACAUCAUUGGCAAGAUUGGCUUUCCGGCUGCCCAAGCUGCACCAGCUAUCUCCAGCACCUUCCCCUUUAUCUUCGGCAACAAAAAGGUGCAUUGCCUUAUUCCGUGCGCCAUCGAUCAGGAUCCAUAUUUCCGCAUGACCCGCGAUGUGGCCCCACGUCUGGGAUUCCCCAAGUGCGCGCUUAUCCACUCCACCUUCUUCCCAGCGCUGCAGGGCGCCAAAACGAAGAUGUCAGCUAGUGACCAGAACUCGGCGGUUUUCCUCACGGAUACGCCUAAGCAAAUUAAGAACAAGAUCAACAAGUACGCCUUCUCCGGUGGACGGGUCACUGUGGAGGAGCACCGCAAGCUGGGCGGCGUGCCAGAAGUUGAUGUUUCCUACCAGUUGCUUAAGUUUUUCCUGGAGGAUGAUGCCAUGGAGGAGGUGCGAUUGGCUUACAAAAAGGGAGAGAUGCUCACGGGCGAGAUUAAGAAGCUGGCUGUUGAGACCCUCACACCCAUUGUCGAGCAGCACCAGGCAGCCCGCAAGCUGAUCACGGACGAAGUACUGGACAAGUACUUUGAACUGCGACCCCUGCAGUUCGGCAGUUAGAACUCCAGCCGAGUUGAAGUACCUGCAUUUGCUUGACAUCGAUUCAUACUACAGUUUAUACGAAAUUAGCUUAAAUCGAACUAAGCGAGAUUAGUUCAGCACCGAACCGACUAGGCACUCCUAUGUAAAUAGCUAUAAUGAAUUGAUCUAUGCCUGGGCUCUGAGCCUAAGUGGCGCCCACUUAAUGCAUCGUUGUACUCGCUAUUUAUUUUAUUUUUUACGCACUCUGUUUAUUUUUAUAAAGCAGAAAACAAUAAACGCCUUCGACUUGCAAUUGCCACCGCAGUGACCCACA